AGUAAAGUACUGUGUUUAACAGUAUAAAAGACAUUACUUGUUAGGGAAUAAUCAGUCUCAAUUUGACGCUUAGAAGUGUAACUCACUAAUACAUUACUAGUGUUAGAAAGAUGAUUACUAAGAUAUCAUUAAUAUUAUUUGCCUCUCUUUUGGUGUCUGGACUAGAAGCAGAGGAGAGAUGGAGAAGAUCCCUCCAACCUGGUGCACCCAAUGUCAACAAUAAGGAUCAACCUUGGCAACUCGACCCUCAUAUCUCGCGUGAUAAGCAAGGAAAUACUAGAACUGACAUCAACAUCCAACGUCACGGUGACAAUCACGAUUUUAAGGGAGGUUGGUCUAAAGUUGUUAGAGGUCCCAAUAAAGCGAAACCUACCUGGCACGUAGGAGGUACGUACAGGUGGAGAAGAUCCCUUCAACCUGGUGCACCCAAUGUGAACAAUAAUAAUCAACCUUGGCAACUCGACCCUCACAUCUCUCGUGAUAAGCAAGGAAAUACCAAAACUGACGUCAACAUCCAACAUCACGGUGACAAUCACGAUUUUGAGGGAGGUUGGUCUAAAGUUGUUAGAGGUCCCAGUAAGGCGAAACCUACCUGGCACGUAGGAGGUACGUACCGGUGGAGAAGAUCCCUUCAACCUGGUGCACCCAAUGUCAACAAUAAGGAUCAACCUUGGCAACUCGAACCUCACAUCUCUCGUGAUAAGCAAGGAAAUACCAAAACUGACGUCAACAUCCAACGUCACGGUGACAAUCACGAUUUUGAGGGAGGUUGGUCUAAAGUUGUUAGAGGCCCCAAUAAGGCGAAACCCACCUGGCACGUAGGAGGUACAUACAGAUGGAANCCUCACAUCUCUCGUGAUAAGCAAGGAAAUACCAAAACUGACGUCAACAUCCAACGUCACGGUGACAAUCACGAUUUUGAGGGAGGUUGGUCUAAAGUUGUUAGAGGCCCCAAUAAGGCGAAACCCACCUGGCACGUAGGAGGUACAUACAGAUGGAGAAGAUCCGUUGAAGAUGAUACUCCAAAUGCAAAUAGAGACAACGUUGAUGAGACCUUUUGGAAGUUGGAUCCUUAUACUGAAUAUGACGACAGUAAAACCGCCUUAAGAAUCAAAAGAUCUGCCGAGGAAGACGAAUCUAGUGAAGAAGAAGAUAAACCAUGGCAGUUGGAGCCUAAUUUGGGACGUGGCGAUGAUGGUAAUACUCGAGCUGAUAUAAAUCUUAAACGUCACGGAGAGGACCAUGAUUUUGAAGCAAAUUGGUCGAAAGUUGUUGAAGGACCUAAUAGAGCUAAGCCUACUUGGCAUGUAGGAGGAACUUUCAGAUGGUAAUGAAAGAGACUGGAAAUUAAAAUUAUUUAAUUUAUUUAUUUAUUGUUAUGCUGAUGCUGAAUAUAUUAAUCAUUAAUACAAUUUUAUGAUCGGCAAUAU
Messenger RNA from Anoplophora glabripennis (Asian longhorned beetle), 1430 nucleotides. RefSeq names its product acaloleptin A-like. Gene Ontology annotation, biological process: defense response to bacterium. Gene Ontology annotation, cellular component: extracellular region. NCBI's taxonomy places the organism in Eukaryota, Metazoa, Arthropoda, Insecta, Coleoptera, Cerambycidae. The record is from RefSeq and is a predicted model, not a curated record.